AUUGUUCCAUCUUCCAUCUUCCGCAUUUGAUCCAACAACCAACCUUAAUAUUUUUCCCUCUUAGAAAAAUUUAGCGUGAGGACCAUUAUCACAGCUUGGGUUUUAUCCAUUAAUUUUCAUAGUGUUUAAAUAUUCACUGUGGCUUUCCGGCAUCCUAUCUUAAUUGUCUUAAUACGUUACUUGGGUAGUUCUGGCGACUUGCGGUCUGACAUCUCUGACAUCACAAAUUCUCUCGGCGCUACCAUUCAAGCGACUUCGUGUUUUGCGACGAUUCAUCAGCCGACAUGGUUUUUUCAUAACUACGGAAAUCGUAGACAUUAACUGAGGUUACCAUCCUAUACUCAUUCCGAUACAGCCUUGGCUAGCUGCGAUGCCACCCCAAUACUCGUCCGCCCUCCACCCCGGCGCACGAGAUUCCCUUGAACUCGCCUCAUUGGCAUCAUCGGAUCCCGGCCACGAUACCUACUCAGAAACCGAUUCUAGACCAUCGAUAUCCUCAUCACGAAAACUUUCCAUCGAACAAGACGAUCCAUUAGAUAACAAUAAUCUCGCAAGCCGUUCUAAUUACGUGUCAGGACAUAGUAGGACUUACUCUGUCACAUCUAAUUUUGACUAUGCUGCGAAUCUAUUCCCACUUUCCUCCUCCAACGCUCCCGGGUAUGCUCCGCUAGGUGCACCUACAUCAGCCGCGCAACGUCAUGGCGGAUUAGGAGGCCCCUCUCUAGAAAAACAUAAAACCCUGACGUAUCUUAAUGGGCUAGGUCUGAUAGUUGGCUUGAUAAUCGGUUCGGGUAUCUUCUCAUCCCCUAGCCAAGUCAACGUCAAUGUCGGAUCGCCCGGCGCAUCAUUGAUAGUAUGGGCGAUAUCGGGUUUCCUCGCAUGGACCGGCGCCGCAAGUUAUGCAGAACUUGGUGGUGCCAUCCCCCUCAACGGAGGUGCGCAAGCGUAUUUAUCUAAGAUUAUGGGCGAAUUGGCUGGUUUUCUUUUCACUUGGGUCGCGGUACUCGUCCUUAAGCCUGGUAGUGCCGCCAUCAUCGCGAUCAUCAUGGGCGAAUACCUUGUACGCGCUUUCAUCGGGGCCGAAGCCGAGACUGUUAAUCCUUGGAUCAACAAGUGUGUGGGUCUGGUUGGGUUAUUCAUGGUGACCUUUUUAAAUUGCGUUUCGACGAAACUCGGGACCCGCGUGAACGAUACCCUCAUGUUCUUGAAGUUCAUCGCUUUAAUUGGAGUUACAAUUGUUGGAAUUGUGGUGGCCCUUACUGGAUUUUCCUCAUCUGGGACGGCCAACAUGGAUUGGAAGAACCAUGCUUGGUUUGAGGGCACGAGCAAAGACGGAAGUCAUUGGGCCGUCGCCUUAUACGCUGGGCUUUGGGCUUUUGACGGUUGGGACAACACGAACUACGUUGUGGGCGAGUUUCGCAAUCCGUCGAGAGAUCUUCCACGUGUAAUCCACACGGCGAUGCCACUCGUAAUUAUCUGCUAUCUUCUCGCCAACUUCUCGUACUUCCUUGUCUUACCCCUAGAUGUCCUCAACUCAACCAAUACGGUCGCCGUUAUGUUCGGCAACAAGGUAUUUGGUCCAAUUGGUGCGCUUAUUUUUGCUCUUAUCGUCAGCGCCUCCUGUUUCGGUGCGCUCAACUCAGCCACUUUCACAAGUAGCCGACUUGUAUACGCUGCCGCCAAGGAGGGUUAUGUUCCGGCCAUUAUAAGCCGUGUAGGUAUCGGCUCUCGUGAGCCUGGAAUGGCAACUAUGAGAACCAGGAAUUGGUUUUCUAAGCGAUUACAUAACAUGAUUGGUGACGAGGAUACGGGACUCUUCUUUACCCCGAUAUAUGCGCUGGCAUUGAACGGCGUUCUAACGGCUGUCUAUGUAAUUGUUGGCGAAUUCGGGGAGUUGGUUACGUUCUACGGCGUAGCGGGAUACUCCUUCUAUUUUCUCACAGUCCUGGGGCUUAUUAUUUUACGAGUUAAGGAGCCACAUCUGGAAAGGCCAUAUAAAACUUGGAUCACGACUCCAAUCAUCUUCUGCUGCGUGAGCUUAUUCCUACUAAGCCGCGCUGUCUUCGCCCAACCCCUAAAAACGCUCAUCGUCGUAACAUUUGUUCUUUCCGGAAUCCCGAUAUUCUUCUGGAGGAUACAAGGUCGGGAUCAGGUCUCCAAGCGGGAGACAAGCUCAGGUGAUAGGUCACGAGGAUGGAAGUUUUGGAAACGAUGGCGGAAAUGAAGAUGACGAUACGAAUACCUACUUACUGACCCCUUGUUUGGGGUGGUGUUUUCAAUACACCUUGUGCAAUUGAGCAUAGCAAGCAUUCUGAAUGAGCAUCGGAUCAAGCGGAGUACAAGGAGUCAUACAAUCAUGUUGAUUCUAGCUGGUGGCAUUAGUAGAUAGCAUAGAUGGCGCAGACACAUACAUGCCUUGCAGUGUAAUACAUACCAAUGAAUAAAUAUUACGUUAAAACGCCUG
Messenger RNA from Annulohypoxylon maeteangense, 2464 nucleotides. RefSeq names its product amino acid permease-domain-containing protein. The transcript is spliced from 2 exons. Gene Ontology annotation, cellular component: membrane. Gene Ontology annotation, biological process: amino acid transmembrane transport. Gene Ontology annotation, molecular function: L-amino acid transmembrane transporter activity. Bases 371 to 2224 code for a protein of 617 amino acids. The record is from RefSeq and is a predicted model, not a curated record. NCBI's taxonomy places the organism in Eukaryota, Fungi, Ascomycota, Sordariomycetes, Xylariales, Hypoxylaceae.